GACAAUGCUGGCAACGCAACAUGUCCAGAGUCACACAUUCGGGGAAGGCAGCGGCGACAGUGCCGCGGUGGGCGCGAUGGCUGGAGCUCAUCCUUUCCUUCCUGGCAAGUGUAUGUGUUCUAUUCGCCUUCACAAGACUGGAUGUGUCUAUUCUUCACAGACCGAUCAAUCAACCCAGCGACUCGGCGCGAGGUCCAUGGCCCCACGUGAAGCGUGGGUUCAUCGUGCCAAUGUUUGACAGCAUGCUUCCCAUUGGCAUUUCACUGAUCCAAGAGUUGCGGCGAAUGGGAAACCGCGAUCUCGUGCAAGUGUACCAUUGCUUAGCGGAACUGUCGCCGCUGUCGCUGCGACUACUGCAUCGCGCCGACGCGUACGUCGAGGUAGUGGACGUGUGCGCGGAUUUCGUGGCGCAAGACAAGUUCACGUGGACCGAAGCACGGCGUUUCCGUAACUUCUUCAUCAAGCCACUGGCGCUCGUCCACACCCGUCUCGAGGAAGUCAUCUUGCUGGACGCGGAUGACAUCUUGUUUAUCGAUCCCGCCACAUUGUGGGACGUCGACGCGUACAAGGCAACGGGAACCAUGUUCUUCUACGAUCGGGAGAUCGUUGAGGACACGUUCAUGCGGCUCAAGUACACGCAUGUGGACCCGACGACCAACAAUGUCGUUGAUGAGAACACGUUGCAACAAAUGUUUCGCCUGUUCGAGUUCGACCGGUUUGGGCUGCGCCGACCAAUUGGACCGUCACCUCGCACGGCGUCAUCCCUCGUGUACACGAACCAAAGUGCCCACGAACAAGACUCGAGCAUUGUCGUCGUGGAUAAGCGGCGCCAUCCGCGGGCCAUGGACGUGCUGUGGUUCCUCAUCACGAACUGGCGCUUUCGAUUCCCCAAGUACUCGUGGGGAGACAAAGAGAACUUUUGGCUUGCGUACGAGCUGAGCCAGUCGCCGUAUUCGUUCUCGCCGCAUGCAGCCACUGCCGCAGGCGUCGUGCAGCCCCACGAUCCCUUGACAGUAUGCGGCGAAAUCGCCCACUAUUUCCCCACGUCACCCAACACGACGCUCUUGCAUAUCAAUGGCAACGCUCUGAUCAAUCCAUACACCAAGACGAAUGCAAUCAACGGGUACGACAAGGCGUUCCGGCCGUCUAAGCUCGACCUCUUGGUGCGAUCCGUUCCCACUCACGUCGCGCCCCCACGUGUCCGGAGUCCAACACCCAUCGUCCAGCCCAACGCAUCAUGCCCACAAGAAUGCCUCUACCAACGAGGAGUGCAGCUCAUGACGAAGGCACAGCAGCAGGCGUUGGUGCGCCGCAUCCACGACACAUUUGCCGUUGCAGCGCAAGUGGAUGCCCACGCCCCAUUGUUGUCGCAAUCGACCCUGCUUAUCGCAGUUGCAAUCAUGUGCACGGUGGUUUUCGGUGCUGCGCAGUAUCGAUCGAUCGCUCGAUGAGCAUGUGGAUCAUUCACAUGGCAUCCACACGACGCGUCGAAUGGCACAAAGAUGACAGAUUGAUGGAUUGCUGGUUACGUUGGUGAACAUGGAAUAUCGCCUUCUCAUGAGUUGGCAAGCCGUGUGGUUCUACAAAUUAUAUUUACAUGAC
Aphanomyces invadans is the source of this 1602-nucleotide messenger RNA. RefSeq lists its product as hypothetical. Gene Ontology annotation, biological process: protein O-linked glycosylation. Gene Ontology annotation, cellular component: Golgi apparatus. Gene Ontology annotation, molecular function: alpha-1,3-mannosyltransferase activity. The transcript is spliced from 2 exons. The record is from RefSeq and is a predicted model, not a curated record. Bases 21 to 1451 code for a protein of 476 amino acids. NCBI's taxonomy places the organism in Eukaryota, Oomycota, Saprolegniomycetes, Saprolegniales, Verrucalvaceae.